UGUAUGACAACAAAUAACAGCGCGCCAGAUUUCAAAACAGUUGUAUUUGCAAGGAAAAAAUGAGCAAAAGUACCAAAUACGGCGUUAAAAUCUAAUUUAAGUGAUAGACAGAUGGAAACAAUGGAUCAAGGAGUUCUGGUUCACCUGAUGUCUCUGGAGAGGGCAGGUGUGGGACAGCAGGACCAGCAUCAGUCUGAGAGGAUACAGAUGCUGAAAGUCAGAGCUGCGAGCCUCCGUGCAAAAAGAGAUCAACUCAAACAUCAGGCCAGCGUCAUCAAGAUCCUGAAAGAUAAAAUCGGCAAAAAUCUCCCUUUUGGAGAUGAAGAAGAGGAUGGCGAUGAUGAAACUGGAGGCUUCGCAGCUCUACAGCAGUCUUUGUUAACAGCUUGGAAAAUGCAGUUGAAAGAUCUUCAGCACGCACAUCAUUUAAUAGGUGGAUUUGAUUUGGUGGAGUGUAAGGAAGGGAAGAGUGUGUGUGUGUCGUUUCACACAGCCUACGAAGGUGUGUAUCUGGACACGUAUAACAUGGAGCUGGACCUGAUGCGCACCGUCCAGAUCUCUCGCCAUAACAUCCCCCCGUCAUUCCCUCUGGAGGUUUUAGCCAAGCAGAGCCUGGAGAAAGACCUUAAAGCUUUCCUGCAAACCGUCAGCCAGAACCUCAACGCUUUGGCUGCUCGCAGACAGCAGGUCACACUCGUCAAGGAUCUUGUUGGUUCGGUGGAGGUGAUGGAGAGCAAUGAGCUGUGCAAUAUUCUUGUGCUCAUGUGUUCAGCACAAAGCGAGCCCCCCAGAGCUGUUUUAUGCACGCUGGAGUAUAAAGAUCUUACACAGAGUCUCCCAACACACGUUAGCAUUGAGAGUGAAGAUAAAACACUUUCUGGAUCUCCACAGUGGAAGAAAAACCAGUCUCUGCUCCUGGAGUCUCCUGCUCACACGGCUCUCCUGACCAUGAAGAGGAUGGGAAGCAUCGCUUGAGAAACAGGAGGAAAUUAAUACCUUUAUUGUACAUAUAAAGCAUAUAAAAGUCCUGGAAACUCUUGCAGUGGCCUUAUACAGUUAAGAGCUUUUAUAUUCAGAGGAAGAUAUACUAAAAUAAAGAGUACUGGAGAAACAAA
This is a messenger RNA of Danio aesculapii, 1115 nucleotides long. It is a transcript of the gene cenpo, whose product is annotated as centromere protein O. Gene Ontology annotation, cellular component: Mis6-Sim4 complex; kinetochore. Bases 112 to 975 code for a protein of 287 amino acids. The transcript is spliced from 6 exons. The record is from RefSeq and is a predicted model, not a curated record. NCBI's taxonomy places the organism in Eukaryota, Metazoa, Chordata, Actinopteri, Cypriniformes, Danionidae.